Molecule: messenger RNA, 406 nt
Organism: Drosophila ficusphila
Lineage: Eukaryota; Metazoa; Arthropoda; Insecta; Diptera; Drosophilidae
Exons: 1
Coding region: 1-309 (102 amino acids)
Source: RefSeq, a predicted model, not a curated record
AUGAAAACGUCGCCGACAACCGCACUUGGCCUGGUUAUAUUCCUGCCACUGGCGUUGAUGCAACAGGACACUCGAACGGCCAACUGGGCGGCUCAAAUCGAUCUGGAGCUGCAGGAGCAGCCGGACAAGUUGGCCUUCUGCAGGAUACUCCAGCAGAACCAGAACCUGCGGACUUCACUCCGAAACAGCGAGUGCGCCUCCGUUCUGAACAACCAACUCGGCAUGACAGGUGAAUUGCUACUCGAGACUCUGCCGCGUUGCUGGUCCGGAUGGGAACUCUUUGGCAGGAGAUGCCGCAAGUUGGCCUGAAUCCGGAGUCCUUAAGUCUCACCUUCACUCUAAUCAUAAGCAAAUUCACAACACUUUAAGCAAACGAAAAUAAAGAAACACAAUGGCGAAUGGCAAA